This is a messenger RNA of Ceratina calcarata, 2506 nucleotides long. RefSeq names its product STKc_STK36 domain-containing protein fused (gene fu). Gene Ontology annotation, molecular function: protein kinase activity; ATP binding. Gene Ontology annotation, biological process: smoothened signaling pathway; protein phosphorylation. Bases 80 to 2404 code for a protein of 774 amino acids. Lineage: Eukaryota; Metazoa; Arthropoda; Insecta; Hymenoptera; Apidae. The record is from RefSeq and is a predicted model, not a curated record. Gene Ontology annotation, cellular component: cytoplasm. The transcript is spliced from 9 exons.
CUUGGAUCGGCUUUUACGCGUUCAGCGUUACAUCUCCAUGUAUUUGUAGCAUACGUAUUCAAAGGAUUAAUAAUAAUAUAUGCAUCAGAAAGCUAUGGAGAAGUACGAAGUUCUAAGACAAGUGGGCGAGGGGUCCUUCGGACAAGUGUAUAAAGCAAAGAAAAGAUCUGAUGGUGAAAUCGUAGCAUUCAAAGUAAUCAGAAAGCGCGGUAGAUCGUUGAAGGAGUUGAAGAGCUUGCGGCAAGAAUGCGAGAUUCAACGUCACCUUCAUCAUCCAAACAUAGUGCAAAUGCUUGAUUCGUUCGAAACAGAUAACGAGAUAGUCGUUGUCACCGAAUACGCGGAUAAGGAAUUGUAUGAGAUAUUAGGUAAAGCAGGUCGUUUGUCUGAGCAAAGGGCACAAGUGAUAGCCUGUGAUUUAGUUUCUGCACUCUACUACUUGCAUUCCAACAGAGUAUUGCACAGGGAUCUUAAACCACAGAACGUGCUUCUCGAAAGCAAUGGGGUGGCUAAGUUGUGUGAUUUUGGAUUUGCUCGCAGUAUGAGUACAGGGACUCAUGUGUUAACUUCUAUAAAGGGUACACCAUUGUAUAUGGCUCCGGAACUCAUAGAGGAAAGGCCUUAUGAUCAUAAUGCAGAUUUAUGGUCUCUUGGUUGUAUAGUGUAUGAGCUAGUUGUAGGCUCCCCACCUUUUCAGACUACUUCCAUUUUACAUUUAGUCAGGUUGAUAAGAUUUGAGGCAAUAAAAUGGCCGGACUACAUUUCCCAAAAUUGCAAGAAUUUCUUACAGGGGUUGCUACAAAAGGAUCCCUCGCAAAGGCUGACUUGGCCAGCUCUUUUAGAUCACCCUUUUGUUAAGAAUAGAAUCGUAAUAGUCGGUGGAAUUGGGCCGACACCUUUCACCACGCCACUGUCCGCGAGUCAAGCUAGGGAGAAACAAUUACAAUUACAAAACUUGGUAGUGCAAUCCACUGAUCAUCAGUCCAAAUUUUUAGAGAAGGCUAUAAAGAAGCUACAAGAACAUGAAAGGACUAUCGAGGAGCGUCGACUGAAAACAUUUAUAUCGCAUCCUCGAUAUCCAAUAGCGCACGGUUAUUGUCAGCACGAAAUCAAUCAAUGCUACACUCUACGACACAGCGAGCCAAGCGGAACUGAUUCCAGCACUAGCGUCGAUGUACUUUUAGGAAAUCUCAGUUUGAGGGCAUCGUUAAGAAGCGAUUUGCUUUCGGCAGACCAUGCGUUAUGUGAAAGCGAUUGCCCAAACGGCAUGAACUCGGCAAGUAAGCAAGAGAAUUUAACGUUCGAAUACAAUCAUAAGCAACGUCGAGAACCACAAGAAACAGAGAAAAAUGUCGAGCUGAAAAGUGUCGGUGAAAAUGAGUUGAGUCCCGUGCAAAAGGUCGUUGCCAGAGAAGCUGAAACAGUUAAUUCCGAAAGGAACAAUCACUCGCGUUCUCGAAAAGAGGAUUCGGUGAAUGUUGGACAGUCGCGUAGCAACAGAAUUCCCGACUGGAAUCCAAAAGCUAUUGACAGACCGAUCGAGAACGAAGAGUGGAUAGCGUUCUUACAACGAUCUAUGGAAGAGAUUAUGGACGGCGAGGUAGGAUCGUUGCUUCAACAAAACUGCGUGUCGGUAUUUGUGUCACCGUUAAGGAAUCCAGCAGCCAGUUGCCGCGUUGUCGAAUACGUUGCCUGCCUUUUAUCGUUACCGUUCGUUGUGUCCACGUCGAAGGAGUCCCUCGAGAAAAUCAUGCAAGUGUACUUGGACGUUCGGGUUGUGCCGAAUCUCGUUUACUCCUUGAAACUUCUGAUGUCUGAGCAAUUAGAGCCCGAAGCUAAUAAAAAAACCGAACCUAUGAACGCGGACAUAAAAUCAGCGUCCACGUUGUCUGCGGACGAGCUACAAACCUUAGAGUACACGAUGCUUGUACUUUGUAGAUUGAUUUAUAGUCGUGAUCAAUUUCUAACUCAAUUUUGCGACGCCGUUUUCAUCGUAAAUGGUGUCUCGUUAUUGCAACAGUUACUGAAUUUGGAAAAGAGAAAGGCGCGCAUCGUUGCAGACUUAAUUGCGAUUUUAAACAAUGUUUUGCGGUCCCAACCCGAGAAUGCUCAUCUGGUAGAAAAAGUUGUAUUACACUCUGAUUCACCGGGGGAUUCAAAAGAACAGCUUGGUAAAUUGCUUACGCAUCGACAACCGAUGCUCAGAGCAAGAACUUGUAAUUUGAUUAGACUGUUGGGGAGGUUUUCUUGUAGAGCUUUGCAACAGAUUUGGUGCAAGUCUCUGAAAACUUUUAUUGAAGGCUUAACGAACGAUGAUGAUCAGGCUGUGAAGCUCAUUGCUGAAGACGCAGUCAAAGAACUGAAGGAAUUGAUGUACUACAAUCAACAAUAUCCUCUUGUUUGACGUAUUUUCUUCAUUACGUAUUUUAUAAUUUCUUUUUUGUACGAACAAGUAUGAAUAUUAUUUUUUAACUCAAAGCAAAUUAAAUCUUGCGUUCAUUUUUUA